AUGAAUUUCACUUUAGAGGGAAAACUCAAAAUAGAUUAAUUUCUACAAAUACUCAAAAUCUUCUCUUAUCCUAUUAUAAUAUGUGAUGAUGAAAGUAUUUAACUGAUUUUAACUAAAAGAAAUUCAAUUUUCAGAAAUACCGGAGAAUUAAAAAUUUAAUGAACUCAAUAAAUCAGAUAAACCUGCUAGUUUUGCAUAAAUAAAUAAUGAUUUCUUUAAUGAAUAUUAAUCAUAAAUUAGAGAAAAUCAUCUAAAAUUUGCAGAAACUAGUUGUCUAAACAUUAAAAUGUAACAAGAUGUUUGUUUAUUAAAUUCUUAAUUGAACUAUGUUUGUUGUUAAAUUCCAAUUGAUAUUAUAUAUAAAGCACUCAAACCAUUAGCAUAAUCUCAUAUAAAGAUUUUAAAAUUGUCAUUUACUUACUUAUUAAUAGAAAAAGGUUAUGAUAACAAAUCAAUUUAGUUACAUUUUAUUGUAGGAGCUUAUUCAGAAAAAGGUUUCUUUACUAUUAUGAAACCUAUAGCUAUGCUUUAAUCUAGAGAUGUAGAACUUCCAAAUUUAAAAAAUAAAUUAAUUACAAUAAAUUAUGAAAAUUGCAAAACUAUAACUUAACAAAUGAAAACAUAUCCUAUAGGAAUAACAUGUAAUGUUGAUGAAAUAUCAUUUUCUCCAUUAUCUGUUGAUUAAGAAUAAGUAGAUAUUUGGUCAGGAGCAUUACCAUAUUAUAAUUCUUCUUUUGUAGAAGAAAUUUAUGGUAAUUUAAGUAUUUAAUCUAUUUACACAAAAACAUAUAAUCCAAUUUUGAAUUACAGUUCAAAAGUAAAACUUGAUUGCACUAUCUAUAUAAGUCCAUCUGAAAAUGAUCCAAAAAUGGCUAUUUUAUAUUUUGUUGCUAGUGAAUCUAAUGUGAUUAUUUGCAAUAGGUAAUAAGUAAUAACAAAUGAUGAAUCAAAAUAAUAAGGCAAAUUAUUUUAAGAUAUUAGUGAGGAAUUACUUGAGGAAAUAGAAUAAAUUAGUAGCCAAUUUGAGAAAAAGUUUUCUUAAAUUUAAAUAACAACUAAUGUUAAAGAUAAUUAAAAUAGUUGUUAUGAUAAUUAACCAUUAAAAAUGGCAUAUUCAGCUAUUGAUGAAAAUAAUAAUAGUAAAAUGUAUAGUACAAUCAAUUAGAAGGAACCAUUAUUGUUUAUCCCACCAAAAGUCACAGGAUCAAUCAAUGAUGCUAUUUUAGAUUACAUGACUAGAAAUUCUUGUAAAUAGACUACAAGUACUUUACCAAGAUAUAAAUCAAAUUAUUAGAAUUGA
Molecule: messenger RNA, 1300 nt
Organism: Paramecium pentaurelia
Lineage: Eukaryota; Ciliophora; Oligohymenophorea; Peniculida; Parameciidae
Source: the annotation of a GenBank genome assembly